Colletotrichum truncatum is the source of this 1065-nucleotide messenger RNA. NCBI's taxonomy places the organism in Eukaryota, Fungi, Ascomycota, Sordariomycetes, Glomerellales, Glomerellaceae. The record is from RefSeq and is a predicted model, not a curated record.
AUGCCUUUGCCACCGACUGCUGCAGUGGCUUCACAUAGCGUUGAAAUGGCUCACCCUUGGCUUGCAUGGCGUCUGGCGAGUUACGCUGCCCAGCUUUGUAUUGCAGCGGGAUUCCAUGACGAAACGUACAUGACGAAGGAUGUCAAAGAAACAAAGGAUACGAAAGUCCUCUUGUUUUGGCACGUCUAUGCUAUGGAGAAGGGGUUGGCAUUACGCUUGGGCAGAUCAUCUUUGAUUCGGAAUUGCGACAUCACCUUACCCUGCGACAUGGCAUCUCUUGCCUUACCGAAGCCCUGGGAUGUAAUUCUUCCUUUUUGGGUAUGGAAUGCAUCGAUGCACGACAAACUGUAUAAGUCGUUGUACAGUCGAACCGCUAUCAAGGCGCCAGAUGAAGCUGUUUUCAAGUCGGCAGAUGACCUUCUCGCUGAAUUGGUAGCAGUGGAGCCCAACGAGAAGGACACCAACAAAGGAAACUUGGAGAGAUUAGGAAAUGUCCUUGCAGCCUCUCGGAAAGUCCUCUACUACACGACAGCCACUCUGAUAUCAAGGGUUAAAGUGAUCCGUGCACCAAACCCUACGUUGCCUCCGGAUUGCGUUGAAUAUGCCAAAGCUGCGAUACAUGCCCACCACGACUGCAUGUCCAUGAUGAACGGCCAUCGCCAUGUCAUGAACAUUUACCUUCAUUGGAGCAUUAUACAUGCACCAUUUGUUCCUGUGUUGGUGUUGUUCUGUGAGGUGGUUAGCAGACAAGAUGCUGAAGCUCUCCAACUGCUCGAACACUUUGCUAAGAGCCUAGAGUUGACGACCGAUCUUUCGCCAUCAGCACAGGAAUUCUACGAGAUGACUCAGAAUUUGUGUCAGGUUGCAAAACUGCAAAUGGAGUCCAGUGUGGAAACGGCUCUGGAGCUAUCCCUUUCAUUAUCUACAAGCAGUCUAAGUCAGUACUUUGCAGCAAGCAUGUUGUCAGUUGCAGGGGAUGAGAAUGUAGCAAUACAUCUGCCCAGUGAGCAGAUGGAGUUGAUGUUCGGUGGUCAUAAUGUCAUGGAUUUCCAUAAUGAGUUUUAA